Hibiscus syriacus is the source of this 1241-nucleotide messenger RNA. RefSeq names its product AP2-like ethylene-responsive transcription factor At1g16060. Gene Ontology annotation, biological process: regulation of DNA-templated transcription. Gene Ontology annotation, molecular function: DNA binding; DNA-binding transcription factor activity. NCBI's taxonomy places the organism in Eukaryota, Viridiplantae, Streptophyta, Magnoliopsida, Malvales, Malvaceae. The transcript has 8 exons. The coding region runs from base 69 to 1127 and encodes 352 amino acids. The record is from RefSeq and is a predicted model, not a curated record.
CGUUUUUACAGCGUGAGACUGUGUGUUCCUUACGCUUGAGCUCAGCCCUUUUUUUGUGUUUAGUUUUGAUGGCGAAAAACUCACAUCAAAACCAGAAGAACGGUGCUGAUAAUGAAAAUAGUGAUUCGCCCAUUGCUGCAAAACCUGCAACCAAACUGAAACGGACUCGGAAAACUGCUCCCCGUCACUCUCCUCCGCAACGUAGCUCCACUUACCGUGGUGUUACAAGGCACCGAUGGACAGGGCGAUUUGAAGCUCAUUUAUGGGAUAAGAAUUGCUGGAAUGAAUCGCAGAACAAAAAAGGAAGACAAGUAUAUUUAGGUGCUUAUACCGAUGAAGAAGCGGCAGCUCACGCGUAUGACUUGGCUGCAUUGAAGUACUGGGGACAUGAUACUAUCCUUAAUUUCCCAUUAUCAACUUAUGAAAAUGAGCUCAAGGAAAUGGAGGGUCAAUCAAGAGAAGAAUACAUUGGUUCUUUGCGCAGGAAAAGCAGCGGAUUUGCUCGGGGAGUGUCGAAAUACAGAGGCGUAGCCAGGCACCACCACAAUGGAAGAUGGGAAGCUCGAAUCGGCAGAGUAUUUGGAAACAAAUAUCUCUACCUUGGAACAUAUGCCACACAAGAAGAAGCAGCGAUGGCAUAUGACAUGGCUGCCAUAGAACACAGAGGACUCAACGCCGUUACGAACUUCGACCUUAGUCGUUACAUCGAUUGUUUACGUUCAAAUCAUCAAAGUAAAUUGAAUGAUUCUGCAAAUUCUCAGCAAGGCUCUAAUGGUGACAUCAAUUCGAUCUCAAGUCCUAAAUAUGACACUGAAUCAAGGUUUCUCAUCGAAUCUCCAAGCAAUACACAACUACUCGAUGGUAAUGACAGUGGUAGCUCAGCAUCAUCAACACCGGGGCAUUUGUUGCAAUCGUCCAAAAUGGAGGAAAUGUUAGAGAGGACCUCGGCGGCUGCAUGUCCAUCAACGCCACCCAAACCCGAUGUACCUCGUCGAAUCUUUCCAGAUGACGUUCAAACAUACUUUGAUUAUCAAGACUGUAGCAGCUACACUGAGGAUGACGAUAUUAUUUUUGGCGACCUAGAUUUGUCGGCGAUACCGUUGUUUCAUUGCGAGCUUGAUGGUUAGAUUCAAACAUAAAUUAAAAGGAUUUAAUGGCAAUACAUAUUAAAUUUGCAGGGUGAGAGUUUGUUUAUUUGUAUUGGUUCAUUUAAAUGUAGAUAAAGACAUUCAUUUAUCAAA